GCAUGAACUUCGCCAGCUCUCAAUCUCAAAAUACACCAUCACCAUGGGGAAAGCCAAGAAGACAAGAAAGUUCGCGGCCGUCAAGCGACUGUUGAACCCAAACGAUAUUCGACUGAAGGAAAACCAGCUGAAGCAGAAGCAGAAGGAAGAGAAGGAGAAGGAGAAGGCCGUCCGUCGGAUACCUCAGGUCGCCUCAUCACUGUUCCUGCAGCACAAUGAUGCCCUCGUACCACCAUAUCGCGUCCUCAUUGAUACGAAUUUUAUCAACUUUAGCUUGCAAAAUAAGCUGGAGCUCAUCAGCGGCAUGAUGGAUUGUCUGUAUGCGAAAUGCAUUCCAUGCGUGACCGACUGUGUGAUGGCCGAGUUGGAGAAGCUGGGUCAUAGAUACCGAGUCGCUCUGAGGGUAGCCCGUGAUCCUCGCUUCGAGCGUCUAGCAUGCUCACAUUCGGGUACGUAUGCCGAUGACUGCUUGGUGCAACGGGUGACAGCACACCGAUGCUACAUCGUCGCUACCUGUGAUCGCGAACUCCGACGGCGUAUCCGCCAGAUUCCUGGCGUGCCGCUCAUGUACAUCGUCCGCAGACGCUACGCGAUAGAGAGGUUGCCGGACCAGGGCGCUCCGUUGUAGACGUAGACGACUUCGUCUUCUCAUGACGUCUGCAUCGUGUUUUGCAGCCAUAGCAUUAGUACGACUCGUCUCCUCUUCUGUAUAGAAAGUUCGUUGUUUAUCCGGACAAUCUUCCAUACCAGGCUGAAAACGCUAAGCCUUACGGGUUCAAUCCACCCUGUUUCCCACUCCAACGCUUCCCGGUGCAAAAGGGUGGCACCGUCUUUCAUACCUUCCAUGACAUGCAUUGGUUCGAUUGAAAACGUGCUACACGCUGUUGGUAUUACGGCGAAUCACCGCCUUUGUUCGUUGUAACGCUAUGAACAGAUCUGACUUCUGGUGUGUUGCCAUUGCUGCUGUUCACACGAGGACUCCUAUCUGAUAAUCACUGGUGAGAUACUUGCC
Messenger RNA from Laetiporus sulphureus 93-53, 1012 nucleotides. Its product is annotated as Fcf1-domain-containing protein. Bases 44 to 628 code for a protein of 194 amino acids. Lineage: Eukaryota; Fungi; Basidiomycota; Agaricomycetes; Polyporales; Laetiporaceae. Gene Ontology annotation, cellular component: nucleolus; small-subunit processome. The transcript is spliced from 7 exons. The record is from RefSeq and is a predicted model, not a curated record.